This is a messenger RNA of Prorocentrum cordatum, 2774 nucleotides long. Lineage: Eukaryota; Dinophyceae; Prorocentrales; Prorocentraceae. The record is from the annotation of a GenBank genome assembly.
AUGGCCGAUUCCAGGAGGUCGUCGCUGGCGUCCGAUGCGUUUGAGCAAGUGCGCCAGAGGUCUUCGCAAACGCCGUCCCAGCGGGACAUCGAGGCUGAGCGGCUCUGGUGGUCGGAGGCGGUGUUGGGGGCGAUCCAGAAGAUGCUGGCGGAGCAGACGGGGCAGCUGCAGGCCAGCGUGGCGGAGGAGGCUCAGAAGCAACACGCGAUGACGGCGCAGGUGCAGAGGCUGCUGGCGGAACACAUGCGGCAGCUGAGGGGCUGCGUCGAGGAGGAGGUCCAGAAGCACACGCGGGAGCUGCAGGCCCCCCUCGCGGCGCUGGCCUCUGUGGGGCGCGCCGCGCCCACCCCGGGGGGGCAGCAGGACCACGAAGCCGCGCCGCGAGGCCGCCUGGAGGAGCUGCUGGAGCGCGAGGCGGAAGAGCGGCGCGCGGGGGAGACAGGCCUGCGCGAGAUGGUCCAGCAGCAGGGGGGGGCCCUGGCCCGGAUCGAGGCGCUCUUCGAGCCGCCCAGCGAUGCCAGCGCGCCAGGGACUCCGCCGCCAGAGUUGGAGACCGCCAUGGAUGGCGACUCAGUCGAGACCAGAGACCCGUUCGGAAUGGCGACUUUGUCUGCUUCGCUCACUUGCCGUUUCCAUGAAGACCGUUCUUGUCGCGCCAUCUGCGAGGGCGUGUGCAAGAGUCGCAGCUUCGUUGUGUGCACCGCGUGCGUGAUUGUAGCAAAUUGCGUGUACCUAGGGUUUGAGGCGAACGCGAUCAUGACCUCUCCCAGCCUCGAGUUGCCAGAACAUAUCUCAUGGCGACUCGCCAACUUGUUCUUUGCCUUGGCGUUUCUGGCUGAACUUUCGGUUCGCUUCAUCGCCAGCGGUGCCAACUUCCUGGUAGCCCGUCGUCGGUCUGUUCUCUGGAAUUGGUUGGACACGUUGCUUAUCCUGUCCGCUGUUGCCGAGGAGAUGCUCAGAUAUCUCUCUGUAGACGUGAUAACCUUUGGUUUCCUGCGUCUGACUCGCCUUCUCAGGGUGACUCGGAUGAUGCGCGCGUUCAGGGUAGUCCGCGAAUUUAAGGAGUUGAAGAUAAUGGUUACCGGGCUUGUAAAUUGCGCGAGGCCCCUUUUCUGGGCUGGGGUGCUGCUGUUGGGUUUGACUUACAUGAUGGGGAUUCUCAUAGCUCAGCUCAUCACUGAGUACUUGCGUUCAAUCCAAGAUAAGGAACUCGAUGAAGAGAACCUGAAGGCGAUUAAUUACAUCGCACAGCACUUCUCGAACUUAUGGGAGAGCAUGUACUCGCUAUUCGAGGCCCUCACAGGUGGGCGGGACUGGGGUGAUAUUGCAGGUCCAUUCAGGCAGAUACACUGGAUAUUGGUGUGCUGUCUUGUUCUGUAUAUUGUCGUCGGGGUUUUCUGCAUUCUCAAUCUGUUGACCGCUGUCUUCUUUGAGGCAGCAAAUCGGGUAGACGACGUGCAGGAGCUCGUCUACAAAAAGAGGGAUUGGGUGGCCGAGACCAGCGAAUUCUUCCUGAAUGCUAUAAAGAACAUCCCCCACACGCCGCACACGUCUGCCUCUCUGGACUCACCGGAUGGAAGCCCCAGGAUCACGGAGGAUGCUUUCAUCAAGUUGCUGAGCAGUCAGAAGAACGUGAAGUUCUUGGAGGAAUACGGGGUGGACCUUUUUUUUAGAGGCCGCAAUGGCUUGAGGGAAUUAUUCCACAUCAUGGACGAGGAUGGCAGCGGCACCCUCGACGUGAACGAAUUUGUAGCUUGCCUCUACAAUCUCAAGGGCACUGCCACCUCUCUGGACCUGAAGCUGGAGAAUCAGAAGCUGUCGCGACUGGUCCGCUCGCUGCACGAGCAGCUGCAGGUCACGCAGAUCGUGCAGCCGCUGCGAUGGACCCCUGGCAGCCCUUCCCCAUCGCUGUCAACGCGUGCAAGCUUGAGGGCACGCACCAGCAAGAACUCCAAACAGGCAGAUACGCCUCGCCAGGGUGGCUAAAAUUCGACCCGCGUGCCUCUGCAUGCCGUGGCCCCGGCCCCCGGCCGCUGCUCUUCGGACAUCCCGGACCGUUUCCGAGCAAGCAGCGCGCGGCGCGAGACCGCAGCCGGGCACGGGGAGAUCGGACGUCCGAGCGGUGGCCAGGCGAGAGGAGCAGGAGGCUGCAGACCCGACCUGUCGGGCUGCUGCCCUGCGUGGGGGGGGGGCUCUCCGCUUCGUGCACUCGAGCUCUGCCUUCGCCUUCGGCCGUGAUGCACUUCGGCGCUCCUGCGGGCCAGCUCGCCCUGAGCGGGUUUGGACAGAGCAGGGCCGCUCUCUACCGUUCUCAAAAUUCUGGACGCUUCGCGGUUCCCCACCAGCCCAUCCAGAAGAAGAUCGCUGGCGAUCUGGUAUCAAUGCCCCGGCACUGCUUCGACAGCCAGAGCAUGUUGCACAAUCUAGGUGGAGCAGAUCUAUUUGGUGGCCGGGAAUUACUUCAAACAAGCUCCCAAGAGGGCCCAAAGAGGCUAACAUCGCUGUCUUGCGUUGGGUUGAUCAUUGAGGCUCUCCAGAGCGAGCAGUGCAGUACUGCCAUUUUGAUGCUUGGAUUUUGCUGCCGUGUUUGGUGAGACGAGUGGGUCGUUCCACAGCGAUGCGGGUUCAAUGAGCCGACGGUCGUUGCUGCGGGAUCCAAGGCGGCCACAUUCUUCACAGCGAUGCUGGCUCAAUGAGCCAGCAAUCGUGGCUGCGAGCACGACGGCAGGGACGCUGCCAUCGGUGAUGACAGGAGCAGGGAAGCACCCGAAGAG